AUGGAGAAGGCUUUUAAGUUUCUAGGUUGUACCGAAGAGCAGAAGCUUACCUGUGCUGGUUAUGAGCUUCAGUCUGAAGCAGAAGCUUGGUGGGAGACAAAUAGGCCUAUCUUAGAGGCUGCCCACCCAGUUCUGACAUGGGAGAUCUUCAAGCAAGCCUUCUUUGGAAACUACUUUCCCACCAGUGUAAGAAAGAAGAAGGAAAUUGAAUUGGCUGAGUUGACACAGGGACCUAGAUCAGUGUUGGAAUACCAACAGAAGUUCGAGGAGCUUUUCUUCUUUGCUCCUCCUCAUCUAAACACUGAUGAAGCUAAAGCUCAGAAAUUUGAGGAUGGGUUGAGGCCACAAAUUGCCUCCAUCAUGACUACUCGAACCACCCAGGGUUACUCUGAGGUAGUACAGCUGGCAAAGAGAGUGGAAGAUAAACAAAGAGAUGCCUAUCAAGUAAACCAAGGCCUUGGCAAGAGGUCUGUACCAUUUGGAGACAGAGAAUACAAGAAGUUCUCCAAGCCCUCCUAUUAUAGCUCAGCUCCAUCUCAGUCUCAAAAGAGUGAUUCCAAAUCAUCGGCCCCCAGGCCGGUAUAUGCAAACCCCACCAUAAGGGCUAUUGAAGCAUCGAUACCUGCUGCCAAUCAAGAAGCCAAAUGCUAUAAUUAUGGUCAAGCGGGCCACUUUUCAAGGUCCUGUUACAACCAGAGACCCAUACUCCCUUAUCGACAACAAGGAAAUCAGCCUCAGGGGCGAGUUAUCUUCGUCUCUGCUGAUGAUGCUAGGGCAAACCAGACAGUUGCUAUAGGUAUCACCCUUGUCUAUGCAUCAUUAGUAUAUUCAUUGUUUGAUAUCAUGCAUGUGUACACACUAAGUCCCUAUCAUAUAGGUACCAUUCUUGUUUGUUUAUCACCAGCAUAUGCACUGUUUGACACCCAUAGGGUCAGUGAUAGAACUAAGCACGGUAUCUGGACCAUGUUCAGUAAAGAUUUCUGGCCAGGAGAUGAUUGCCCAUUUAAUUCAGCUUGA
Molecule: messenger RNA, 1017 nt
Organism: Telopea speciosissima
Lineage: Eukaryota; Viridiplantae; Streptophyta; Magnoliopsida; Proteales; Proteaceae
Exons: 1
Coding region: 1-1017 (338 amino acids)
Source: RefSeq, a predicted model, not a curated record